Carassius auratus (goldfish) is the source of this 4089-nucleotide messenger RNA. Its product is annotated as DNA repair and recombination protein RAD54B-like. The record is from RefSeq and is a predicted model, not a curated record. Gene Ontology annotation, molecular function: DNA translocase activity; ATP binding. Lineage: Eukaryota; Metazoa; Chordata; Actinopteri; Cypriniformes; Cyprinidae. The coding region runs from base 160 to 2922 and encodes 920 amino acids. Gene Ontology annotation, cellular component: nucleus. Gene Ontology annotation, biological process: double-strand break repair via homologous recombination; reciprocal meiotic recombination. The transcript has 15 exons.
CUUUGCGUGACGUAGCUCUUCGAUCAAUCGCGGUGAAUAUACGUCACUUCCGCGGGAGACUCAAGAAUUGUGUUUUUCCGAGGGAGUUUUUGAAAAUAGGAAAAGUGUUUGAAGUACUCGGAAGAAAACAUAUUAAAAGCUUGAGUCUUUAUUGAGAGGAUGCGCCGAUCUGGAGCUCCGAGUCAGCUCCGUGGAAAUGCUGCUAAGAAACCCAGGUUUAUGCCCCCAGGGCCAGCGAGGACUGAUGGACCACCUUUAUCUGUUCCCCAACCAGAGCCAUCAGUACCGUCAGCAGCACCUACCACACCUGCUUUGGGGAAUGUUUUGCUCAAUAAGGUCCAGAGGUAUUUGAGUAGUGCAGAUGCUCCAGCUGUGUCUAAUGCUCCAGUUGGCAGUAAAGCUUUAGUCCGGGUCCUGAGUGCUGUUCCUCAUGGUGAAUGUAAGGAAAACAGCUUCAGGUCUCCAGGACCUGACUUUCCAGAACCUGAACAACCAGCAGAAACAGACUCAAAAACCUGCUCAUCACAGCCAAAUACACAUGCCAGCUGCACAGCUAAUGCAUGCUACUAUAGUGUCAUGUGGUGCAAGGCGUCAUCACGGAAGCAUAAGCGCUGGGAAGGCGACGCUGUGUUGGUUGCCAGGGGGCGGACUGUUGUCCUUAAAGAUAUGGAGGGGCGGGACAUUGGACGAGGUUCGGGCUACAAGGCAUCUGAGCUGGAGAGCUUGUGUGAGGGACAGACUCUUAUGGUAGGAGGAAAGCAAAUUGAGGUCAUGGGGGUCAUAUCCAAAGAGGACUACGCCAAAGGCCGUUGUUUUCAAGAUGCUCCGGUUGAGACUCCUGCAGAAACGGUCUUGAAGGCUCCUGUAUAUCGACCGGUGUCCAAAUCCUUUACCAGACCAGCACUCAAGGGAGGUGCACUUACAGAUUCUGAACCUGAGAAACCCAUCUGUAAACCCAGACAUGACCCGAACGCACCAGGUGCCCUUGUGAUGCCGCGUCCAACAACCGAUCACCAGUGGCUGAAUAAUAAAUCUGGUUCUCCACUGGUGGAUGUGGUUAUUGACCCCCACUUGACCAAUCAUCUUCGGCCACAUCAGAGAGAGGGUGUGAUCUUCCUUUACGAAUGCUUAAUGGGAAUGAGACUUCCUGGCCGCUGUGGGGCUAUUCUGGCAGAUGAGAUGGGACUGGGAAAGACGCUACAGUGUGUUUGCAUUCUUUGGACACUACUGAGGCAGGGCCCCUAUGGUGGACGGCCUGUACUGAAGAGGGCACUUGUGGUUUGCCCGGGAAGUUUGGUCAAGAAUUGGGCUGCUGAGUUCAACAAGUGGCUGGGCAGGGAGAGGAUCAGUGUUUACACUGUGGACCAGGAUCACCGUGUGGAGGACUUUGUGUCUUCUCCUCUUUGCUCUGUCAUGGUGAUCAGUUACGAGAUGCUGUUGCGCUCUGUGGACCAACUGAAAGAGCUGGAUUUCGGAGUGCUCAUCUGUGAUGAGGGUCAUCGUCUUAAAAACAGCAACAUCAAAACGAGCAGUGCAGUCACAGCCCUCUCAUGUGAACGCCGUCUUAUAUUAACAGGUACUCCAGUGCAGAAUGACCUGCAGGAAUUUUAUUCCAUCGUUGAGUUUGUAAAUCCAGGAAUUCUGGGAACAUCUUCAGCCUACAGGAAGAUUUAUGAAGAGCCCAUUCUCAGAUCUCGCCAGCCUACCUGCACUGAGGAAGAGCGGUCCAUUGGAGAGGAGCGUGCCGCUGAGCUGUUUCGUCUAACAGGUGUGUUUACAUUAAGGCGCACUCAGGAGAUCAUUAAUCAGUAUUUAUCCGAGCGGAUAGAGUGGACCGUAUUCUGCAAACCCACUGAACUGCAGCUACGUUUGUACGGAGUCCUCCUGGCCACACGGCCAAUCAGAGCCUGCCUAUCUGGUGCCAGCACACACACUUACACACACAGCCCACACCUCGCAUGCAUCACUGCCCUCAAGAAACUCUGCAACCACCCUGCGCUGCUCUACAAGACUUUACAGAAGUCGGAUGAGAUGUAUGAGGAUGGAAUAAUGGAACUCUUUCCGGAGGGGUACUCUACAGGUGCCUUCAACACUGCAGACUCUGGAAAACUUCUAGUGCUAACAGACCUGCUGUCAGCAAUACAGAACGUCAAUCGCACAGACAGGGUUGUUUUGGUGUCCAACUACACACAAACUCUUGACCUACUGCAGGAGGUCUGUGAUCAUAUUGGCUAUAAAUGGUGUCGGCUUGAUGGACAGACCCCUGUAGCCCAGCGACAACGAAUUGUUGAUUCCUUCAACAGCCCACACUCAUCCAACUUCCUGUUGCUACUCAGCUCCAAGGCUGGAGGGGUGGGACUGAACCUCAUUGGUGCCUCCCAUCUUGUUUUAUAUGAUAUAGACUGGAACCCUGCCAAUGACAUACAGGCCAUGGCAAGAGUGUGGCGAGAUGGACAGAAGAAAACAGUUCACACCUACAGAUUUCUUACAACAGGUUCUAUAGAAGAGAAGAUUUAUCAGAGGCAGGUGAGUAAACAGGGCCUUUCUGGGACAGUGGUGGACCUUUCCAAGAAAGCUGAGCAUAUUAGCUUUUCUGCUGAAGAGCUACGGGACCUUUUCAGUUUUGACCCAAAUACCACCUGCCUCACACACAACCUGCUAGACUGCCAGUGCACUGGAGAUGGAAAUACACCAGGUUUUGUGAAGGAGAUCGAGGAGGAGACUGGGAGGGCAUGUCAACUGGGUCGCCAUGCUGACAGCACGGCAUCAUUUCCACAACGAGUCAGCAUGUCCGAGCUCAUGCACUGGAGGCAUUUCUCUGGAGAUGUUCAGUCUUACGAUGAUAUUUACCUAAAUCAGGCCCGUAACCACAUCACAUAUGCCUUUCAAAGCACCACUUCCAAAUCCCAAACCACGGUCUAAACUCUUCCUCUUCCGGAGACAUUUAUAUACAAACCCACUGCCCUCAUGCUGUUUGUUAAUAUCUGAUGUAGGAUUGAACAUUACACUUUUUCCUUUUAAUAAAUCUUUUUAUGUUGUUAUUAUAUUUUGGUUGUGUACGCAAGCAAGUGUGUUUGUGUCCAUUUAGGGAACCCGCUGAUGUAAAUAUCUGCUCCUUCUGUCCGAAUGAAUCAGAGCAGUACACAGAAAUAGAUUUAUAGCGCAAUCAGAAACAUUAAUAGAAGCGGGGAAAAAAGGCACCAGGGCAUCUGUCAGACAAACAAAUCACACAUUAGGCUUUUUAUUUAUUUAUUUUUUUUAUCAUCCAAUCCAUUUUUCUAGUUUAAUCCUGUUUGAGAAAUUCAUUCCACAUCAAUUUAUCUUAAAUAUAAUGAUUUUUUUAAAUCAUUAGUUUACUUUCUUCUUUGGUGAUUAUGGAAACAGUCUUUACAUUGCUACUGAAUCAGUUGAUUAAAUAGUAGGUUGACCUCCAUCAUCUGUUUUAUUACAUUGUUUCCCCCCAUUAUCAUCCUAAUUUAUACACUGUGGAUGGUUUAUAUGAAAUGUAUUCAAAACCAGGAUUGUGUUCCAUCUAAAUAGGAGAAUCAUUUAACAUGACGCUGUGCAGGAUUACAUUGGUUGCACAAAUGGUUCAUUUAAUGCAUUUCCUAGCUAAAUCUGUCCAUUGUCACCAUUAGUAACAGAAACAUUGAGUACAAGAAUCAGAAAUUACAUAGUUCUGUGGCUCAUUAAUGAGACAAACCUGAGUGCACGUUUACUGGCAUUGUUGUUUAUUGACAGCGUUUCAGGGUUGAACUGGAGCAGUGAUAGAUCGUUCUGUUGUGAUAUAGCGUGUGAGUCCGAUUUUGUAUUUCUGCAUGCGUUAGUAUCUCUGCUGGUAAGUGGCGGUUUGGUGAUGGCGCGUUUGACACUUGUGUAUAAGCAACCUCUUGAGAGCCUGACACUGUCCAGGCUGUGAUGGUGAGAUCCCAGCAACUGUUACCAGAGUAACAAUACAAUGUUUAUUGGGUCUGUAGGGAUGAGUGUAUAUUCCACAGCCAAGCUUUACUGUAAGUGCUGUCAGGUGUGCAGAUUGUUUUUGCCGUUUAGUCCCAUGGGGAAGUAUUCGGCUGUUAUUGGAUGUAAUAA